AUGAAAGUAAAUCUGAACGGUGCCCGGGAGCGAGCCGCGAGGAUAAGCUUGUGGAGUCGAUCGUGGAUGAGCAUUUAUGCCGAGACCAAAUCAAUAUGUCUCACCAUUGGCACUGGUCUCGUCAUCUUCAAUGUCACCCUCGGUUUCGGCAAGGAUCAGGCAAAGGUUGAUCCAGCAGUCGUACCGACAAUCGCCCUCACGGGAACGAUAUUCGGCAUCUUCGGAGUUCUAUCCGCAGCAUGGAGCAAAACGUCAUUCGCCCUCACGCUGAUACAAUUAGUUGAUGGCUGGACGAGCUGGUUUCUCUGGUUUCUCAUCAUCUCGACAAACAUCAUCAUGGACCUGGUCAUUGUUUUCUCUUUUGUGAAGUGUACACCCGCCAAAAAGGUCUGGCACUCCAGUCUACCUGGAACUUGUUGGAAUCCUAUGGUUGCGACAUACUAUAAUAUCUUUGCCGGGGGCUUAGUUGACCUCAUUCUCUGCGUUAUUGCUUGGACCAUCAUUUGGAAGCUAUCCAUGAGGACCCGAGAAAAAAUCGGCGUUGGGAUUGCUUUGAUCUUUGGUAUCUUUGCCGCCGCCGCCGCAGCAGCUAAAUGCUACAAAAUGCUUGGCCUCAGCAGCAAGAAUCGAACUCUGGAUCGUGUCGGGAUCAUCAUAUGGAGUACUACCGAGUGUGCAGUCACCAUUAUAGCAGCCUCCAUUCCCGUCAUGCGUAUUCUCAUCUUACGGGUCUACCGCCGGACCCCCGAACAAGUAUCGAAUCGUCCUCUACGUACCCUUCGGAUCAUCAGCACGAGGGACAAGAGAGCUUCAACGAACUACACGAUUCCAAGCUACAAUACAGAAGAAGGUAUGAAUAUGCAGACCGAAGACGGUCUACGAGACCUCAGUCUACCAUCGCGAACAAUAUCAGCAAGGCAGAAUGAUAUGAGUCUGUACGAGAUUGAUAGAAAUGGUUAA
Messenger RNA from Fusarium subglutinans, 960 nucleotides. RefSeq lists its product as uncharacterized. The transcript is spliced from 6 exons. Lineage: Eukaryota; Fungi; Ascomycota; Sordariomycetes; Hypocreales; Nectriaceae. The record is from RefSeq and is a predicted model, not a curated record. Bases 1 to 960 code for a protein of 319 amino acids.